Panonychus citri (citrus red mite) is the source of this 1624-nucleotide messenger RNA. RefSeq names its product alkylglycerol monooxygenase-like. Gene Ontology annotation, biological process: lipid biosynthetic process. Gene Ontology annotation, molecular function: iron ion binding; oxidoreductase activity. Gene Ontology annotation, cellular component: endoplasmic reticulum. NCBI's taxonomy places the organism in Eukaryota, Metazoa, Arthropoda, Arachnida, Trombidiformes, Tetranychidae. The coding region runs from base 223 to 1560 and encodes 445 amino acids. The transcript is spliced from 4 exons. The record is from RefSeq and is a predicted model, not a curated record.
AAAACGGGUUUUAAUCAAGUGAGAAAACUGAAAAUGAGAACAUAAACAUUUAGAAAACUGAAAUUAAAUCGCAAUUUAGUCGCACCGAAGUGCAGGUCAGUUCUUCUUAAUCAUGUAAUACCAACGAAAAAGUGCUCUAAAUAAUCAACGAUCAGAAAAUUUGUAAAACAACAUUGACUUUUUCUCGUCUCUUUCUAAUCAACUAUUCUAAUCAAUAAAACGAUGGACUUAAUUGUUACUACAAUUGAACAAAUCGGUUACCUUUUCUAUCUCGUUGAUCCUCGUAAACAUAUUUACCAUCGAGUCGAAGAUGUUCCCGAUUAUGUGUCGAAAGUGAUUCCUUAUUUUUCAUGUUUCAUGGCAUUGGAACAAAUUGUCGCCGCAAUCAGAGGCUAUAAAUUGGCUCGAAUAACGGACAGUUUUACAUCGAUUGCCGCUGGAAUCCUCAUGGAACAAUCAAAGAUUAUCAUGAGAAGCCUUUUAAUUGUGUUCUACGUUUAUUUCCAUGAAAAUUUUGCUCUAUUUUCAUUGAAUGGAGAUGUAACUUCUUGGCUCAUUGCAUUGGUCGCUCUCGACUUUACAUAUUAUUGGUUCCAUCGAGCAAGUCAUGAGGUUAAUUUCCUUUGGGCAAUUCAUCAAACUCACCACAGUUCAGAGGAUUACAAUUUGUCAACGGCCUCGCGACAAUCAAUCCUUCAAGUUUAUUUCCAUGCGUUUUGGUUCGUUCCGAUGGCUUUGUUUUUCCCUCCGCCAAUGUUUCUGGUUCAUCUUCAGCUCAAUGUACUUUACCAGUUUUGGCUUCACACUGAACUAAUUCCGAGUUUGGGUCCAAUCGAGUGGAUAUUCAACACACCGAGUGUCCAUCGUGUCCACCAUGGACGUAAUCGUUAUUGUAUCGAUAAAAAUUACGCCGGAUUUUUAACCAUUUGGGAUCAUUUAUUUGGUACAUUUGAAUCGGAAAAAGAUCCAAUUGUCUACGGUCUUGUCCAUCCAAUCAACACCUUCGACGUUUGGACUGUUCAAAAUUCGGGCUGGAUCGAUAUUUGGAAUCGAUUGAAAUCAUCUAAAGGUUUAAUCCAUAGUUUAUCAAUAAUCUUUAAAGGUCCAGGUUGGGAUGAAGGAAAACCAAGAUUAGGUGAUCCCAAUGAUAUUCCUGAAGUUGAUUAUUCAACAUCAACCAAAUACGAUCCGAAACAUUCAAUCGCAAUUAACCUUUACUUCAUGAUUCACUUUGGUGCUGUUUUAAUUUUCCACAUGAAUAUGGUGACAAUGGCAACAAUUAACAAUCCAUUAACUUACCUGUUCAUUGGUUACCUUACCUUUUCAAUUGUUUGUCUUUCCAAAUUAAUGAAUGGCCGUGAUUGGAGUAAACAAGAAUUAAUCAGAUGUUUACUAUUUUUCCCUCUACAAUCAACGUUUAAUCAACAAUUUAUGGAUAAAUUGUUAAUCCAAUAUGGUUUACCAGGAUUAACUAGAUUAAUAUUUUUCUUGUCAACAUUAUAUUGGACAAGUAAAGUUAUCAAGAUGAAAAAUAUUGUCAAACAAUUUAAAUCAAGUUAAAUUGUCUCAAGAAAACAUUGCCAAAUAAAUUAACAAACUCAAUCAUCAACAUGUCAAAUUACAA